AUGAACAGAUUUACUAGAAAGCAAUCAGGAGGACAAUGGCAUUGGUGGUGGCCCUGGCAGCUUGGGAAGAAUGUGAGCAACAGAAUCGGCAGGAUUCUUCAGAGGCUGUUCCUGCUCUCCUCUGCCACUCAGUCUGCAGUCUCGGCCCAUUUGAGGAGGAAUGCUGAUGUUACAGCUGUGGCAUUUAAUAAGAAGCUUGAUCCUGUUCAGAAACUCUUUGUGGACAAGGUUAGAGGACACAGAACUAAGCGACAGUCAGCUGGGGGACCUGCUGGUACUGGCCCAGAGCAUCAGCGAGUGGAGAAGCAAAUGUACGGUAUGGCAGACAUGACUGUGUUCCCUGACUUCAGACUUGAAGAUCCCAAAUUGGAAGACAUUGAAAAACCCCAUGCUUAA
Molecule: messenger RNA, 396 nt
Organism: Pipistrellus nathusii (Nathusius's pipistrelle)
Lineage: Eukaryota; Metazoa; Chordata; Mammalia; Chiroptera; Vespertilionidae
Source: the annotation of a GenBank genome assembly